ACACGUUUUUACUAGUCAAAUAAUGUAGACCAGUUUUUGUUUUCAUUAUGCGGAAUAGUGCUUCGAAAGUGAGAGGGAGAGAGUCAAUUUUACAAUGCUAAAACGCAGUCAGAUUUAUAGUAUUUGUAUUAGUGGCUUCCUUUUAAAUGUUGUUGGUUUUUGCAAUUAUUGUGGCAAAAAUACGAAACCAGUUGUAAAGUCUCUUUGGUGGCUGAUUGUGGACAACGGUUUGUUAUUUGCUUCGGUACUUUGCUGGACUGUGUGACGCAAUAACUUUGUCGAACUCUAAACUGGUUUUCAAGUUGCGGAACAUUUAAAUUGCAUGAUAUUGACCUGUAAACAAACUACAGCAAGUUAUUAUACACGUACUAAUAAAUGGCAUGCUUCCGAAUGUGAUUCACCUUUAGUGUGGUCGUGAAGCAUAUCUUCAAGUUUUAUUAUUCAAUAUGCCAGAAAUACUCACCACUAUUCCACCUCUAACUUUGGCCAUUGAAAAUUUAAGCGAAACGGACGGAGUCUCUACUGAUCGAUCCUCUACUAGUGGAAUUCCAAGCCCUGGUGGGGAGCCUCGAAGCCCUCUUCAGAAUUCAACUAGGUGUGAAAAAAAUCCGAUGCAUACAUGUAAGAUUAAAAAGCCGCGCAAAUCUACUGGACGACGAAAUCAAAAAAAAGUGGCUUUAAAAGUUGGUGUGCAGCAAAAGAACACCACUACGCUCUGUUUGAAAUCUCAAAUUCCUCGUGUCCCGUUACGAAAGCCGUCCCCAUCGUCCACUUUAUCAAAACCAAACGUCGUGUGCACCUUAUCUCCAAGGUUAAAAGUUCAGGUAGACAAUCCUGAAUACAAGCUCAGAAAACAAACUACAAUAUCUGAAACUGAAGUUCAGCCUUUGACCACUCCGAAUUUGGUGCAACUGCAGCAGUGUAGAAAUCAUAUUUCCCGAAAUCUCGAACUUGCCACGAGGACAUCAAACUCAUCUACAACUCAACUCUACUUGCGAGGUCAAAAUACAGCAGCUAUUUUGAAUUUUCGUAUCCGUAAGUCGAUUACGCAAAUGGAUUUGAAGCGAACUCGUCGGGACAAUGCAAACAAUUACUCGUUAUUAGCUUCCCCACAAUCGCAAUCGCUGGGUGGACUUUCAACAAAUCCCAGUGCUUUAAUGCCGAAUAGAACCUCUGAUAUAGCAGGUCUCAUGGGCGUAUCCAGCCAAACUUCAUUGGUAAACAAAAUGUUCGAUCAGAACAAUUAUUAUUAUGUAAUUCAGGAUCGCGAUCCAAAGGUAGCCGGAAUGCGUAUUUUUGCAACAAUCAUGUUAAACGCCUGGCGAAAGCGUCGAGACGAAGUAAAACGGCUUAUGGAGGAGGUAAACAACCUAAAACGUGGUUCAAUUAAAGCGAAGAACCAGCUCCAUGUGUUCAAUACCCUCUUUCGUGUUGAACAGAAACGCAAUGAUGAGCUUAGUGUUCAGUUGAAACGAUCCUUAGAAGAUAUAAACAACACCAAAUCUUCUUGCGAGAGUCUUACGACUUCACUGAUUAGUUUAAAGGCGGACAAAGCGCUACUCGAACAACAAAUCCAAAUCAAAGAACAAGAAUUCGACGGUCUCAAUGCAAUACUUUCUCAGACAAAGUCUGACCUAUUUAAAGCAAUGGCUCAACAGAGGGAGUUACAGGCGAAUUUGUCCAGUGAGCAACGUAAAGUGCAAGCCCUAGAAGCACAGAAGAAAGAAUUAAUUAAUGAAAUUUGUGAAGUAAAUAAUGAAUCCUUGCAAAAGGAAGAAAAGUUACAGAAUGAAAUUAAGGAGAAGAACGAUGCUUUAACCACUGCGCUCACUAAGCUGGAGUCGUUUGAAUGGGAAAUAAAUGAAUUGAAACAGAAAACACUGAUUUUGGACAAUUGCUUGGAAGUGGAGUCACAUUUGCGCAAAGAAGUCGCAAAUCUAUCCCGCGAAGUAGAAACUCUGCAACAAUGUUUGGCUGCUACAUUGGGGAACCGUAUACGUAGUUGCUGGAACAAUUCGAUUGCAUAUCAACGUGCCACUCUGCAUCUGGUGCAUUGGAUUGCUUAUUGUACACUACCCGCGACACCACCACCGAAGAUUAAAACAUUUCCGUUUGGCCUCACACUCGAAAAGGCACUAAAUAUUGUUAAACGUUAGCAAUGAUUAGAUAGCAGUUUCCUUUUACUUUUAAUUGAUAUUCUUUAAUUUAUUUUAUUAUUUUAUAUAUUUUGUUUUAAAUUGACAAAAAGAUGCUGCAUAUGUGCACAUACAUACAUGUAGCAAAAUGUAAGAAGAUCGUAAGUACAUAUGUAUGUACUAUAUAUGCACUAUACAAAAAACUUUGAACAAGACAAAUAAAUAAUAAUUAUUGAGUAAA
Messenger RNA from Bactrocera neohumeralis, 2376 nucleotides. RefSeq lists its product as uncharacterized. The coding region runs from base 447 to 2156 and encodes 569 amino acids. The record is from RefSeq and is a predicted model, not a curated record. NCBI's taxonomy places the organism in Eukaryota, Metazoa, Arthropoda, Insecta, Diptera, Tephritidae. The transcript has 6 exons.